AUGGGAAUCGCGGCGCCGAUUCCCUCAGAGAUUGUAAAUGCUUUCAACACCGCCAAUGGCACGAUGCCUAGAGUCUACAACAGUCCACUGGUCUCAACCCGUGGGCCCCUCGCAUCCUUGUUCUUUGAAAAUCUCUUCAACAAGACGGGCGAGCCGAACAUUGCGGAAGUAUUCAAGAAGAUGUGCCUGGUCUUUGGUGAUCGGCAGGACAACCCUACUCGUCCUUGUUCGGUGCUGAAAACGAUCUUUCUCACGAACGUCAAGGUCGACAAGGUGUCCAAGAUCGGCCAUGACGGCAAGACUGCUUUUGCGUUUUUGGGUCUUGGUGCGGUGUCGGGUACCGACAAGAUGACACUGCCAAAGGGCCUGGGAAUCCCCCGCCAGAUCGGUAACCGCCAGAUCCAGGCCGCCGUCUCUCGAGAAAUAUUGGUUGGCACGAGACUCAUUUUCCAAGGUAUCCACGUUGGCCCCGACGUGCAAAAGAACACCAUCAUGCGCGACUUCGUGGAGCAAGACAUCCGCGCACAGUUCGAGAGGAGAGUCAGACUCCGCUCCAGCUCGACCGACUUCCGUGGGAUCGGGAACUCAUACAGCGGCGUUCGUCCAAGCUUCGAAAACAUGCUCGUAUACCAGGGUGUGCUCGAGACUCGCAAGAGAGCACGCGAGGGGCUGAUUGGUGGCUCGCGAGGCAACGUUGAGACCCUUCCCGACUCUACGAGUCUCGACGAGAUCAAGGCUCGCGAGAGGGAGGUGAAGAAGACGAGGAAGAGGCAAAGGAUGGAAAGGAGAGCUAAGGCGGAUGGCGACGCGGAUGGUCGCGAAGCGCGGUCUCGAGGUGCACCGGACCUGCGCGCCGUUGUCACUCAAUUCCACACGAUCCGACAGGACGAGAUCACCGGCAAGGCCAAGCGUGGUUCUUCCUUCACAUUAGUGGAGAACUUCCGUGUCCUAAGGUCCAGAGAGAUAGCCCGCGUGUAUCACUACGUCGCUACGACUUGGGAGGCCUAUGCGCCGGGAUAUGUCAACACGGAGACGGCGAUGGUGAAGUACAAGCCAGCACAGGACGCUAAACUGGUCGAGAUGGUUUUGGCAAAGCAGAAGUGUGGGAAGCAGCCCGGCUGGUACAAGGCGUGGUCCGCGAUGAGAUCCUCUGCCAACAACCCUCCUCGUCUAGGCGGUGGCAACAACCCUCCUCGCCCUGCCGAUGGCAAUACCAAUCUCUCUGCGAACGCGGCGGGCAAACUCCCAGCAAUUACCAUCAUGAACGGCGCUACUAGCAAUCCAGCAUUCUGCGGAAUCGGUGGUAUCUCUGGCGUCGCCUUCGUCCGCAACCUGACCCGACUCUUGCUCAUCCGGAGCAUCUGCGGAGAAACGCGGCGUGGCAAAGAGGUCCAUCCCGUGGGUUCAAAGUAUGUUUCAGCGAGCGAAGCGCGGUCGCGAAAAGAGCUCAUGGUUCAUCAAUAUCCACGACGCGAUAGCGUAUCAAUCAGCCUGACUGUGGUCGUAUCACCUCCAGAUUCGCGCUUUCUCUUCAGUGCAGUCCGUGGCAACCAGGAUGUGUUGAGUUGCCUCACGAACGGAGCAGACGAAGGUCUCGAGUAG
This is a messenger RNA of Zymoseptoria tritici IPO323, 1602 nucleotides long. RefSeq lists its product as uncharacterized. The record is from RefSeq and is a predicted model, not a curated record. NCBI's taxonomy places the organism in Eukaryota, Fungi, Ascomycota, Dothideomycetes, Mycosphaerellales, Mycosphaerellaceae. The transcript is spliced from 4 exons. Bases 1 to 1602 code for a protein of 533 amino acids.